This is a messenger RNA of Maudiozyma barnettii, 1155 nucleotides long. It is a transcript of the gene MIY2, whose product is annotated as ubiquitinyl hydrolase 1. Lineage: Eukaryota; Fungi; Ascomycota; Saccharomycetes; Saccharomycetales; Saccharomycetaceae. Gene Ontology annotation, biological process: protein K48-linked deubiquitination. The transcript has a single exon. Gene Ontology annotation, cellular component: cell periphery; cytosol. The record is from RefSeq and is a predicted model, not a curated record. Bases 1 to 1155 code for a protein of 384 amino acids. Gene Ontology annotation, molecular function: K48-linked deubiquitinase activity; cysteine-type carboxypeptidase activity; cysteine-type deubiquitinase activity.
AUGUGUAUCCAAUAUGCAACUAAAUCUAUUGAAUAUGGAAAAAAGAAAUGUUCAAUUUUGUUGCAAAAUGAAAAUGGUCCCUGUGCACUUAUAGCAUUAGUUAAUGUACUUCUCCUAGAAACCCAAUUUGAAAAUGAAACUGAGGAUCUAAAGACUUUAGUGAAAGAUUCAAAAAAGGUACAGCAACAUGAAUUAUUGGAAGUCAUUGCAUCUAUUGCACUACAUAUCACAAAAAGCAAAACUAAACAUGACUAUAUAGAUACUAGCAUUUCAAAGGAAGAAUCUGAUAUGUCUAAAUUGUUAACUUUGUUGCCAAAUUUAAAUACAGGUUUAAACGUCAACCCUAUCUUCGAUGGAACGUUCGAGGAUUCAGCGGAACUUUCACUUUUUAGAUUAUUUGGUGUACGUUUGGUACAUGGAUGGAUAAUAGGAAAUGGUCAAGAUGAGAACAGUGAGCUCUAUAAACUAUCUUAUGAUGAGGCUCUUAAUAUGUAUGCACAUGCAGACGAAAUAUCGAACAAUAAAGGAUAUCAGGACAAUGUAAAUGAAACUUGUAUAUUCGAAAAAUCUGACAAAUUAAAGUCUUUUCUUAAUGAUUCGUCAACACAAUUAACUUCUGACGGUAUUUGUCAUCUACAAAAGAUACUCCCGAACAACACCCUAAGUGUACUGUUUAGAAAUGAUCAUUUUGCAACACUACUAAAGAGGGAUGAUAUAUUAUAUACUUUAGUUACUGAUUUAGGGUAUAAGAUGCAGUCUACUAUUAUUUGGGAGUCACUAAUAUCAACUGAUAGUUCUUUAAAUGAUUUUUAUGAUAGUGAUUUCAUGGAGAAUUUACCAAUCCACGAAGAUAUAUUAACUGGGAAAGAAAUAAUCAGUGAUAAUAAUGAAAUGACAUCUAUUGAUAGGAAAAUGGCCUUACAAUUACAGGAAGAGGAAGACAGAAAAAUGGCAAAAUCGAUGAGUAAGAUUGUUGAUCAGAAACAUGUCCAGCUAAAAACGAAACAAACAAACAAACAACAUCAUAAAAAGACCCUUAAUAGUGAACGCAAAAAAAAAAUGUCUUCACAGCCAAAAUCACAAAAUAUAUCUCCAUCUCAGAAUAGUAGCACCAGCUCAAAAAGAAAAUCUAACAGUACCUGUGUGAUUAUGUGA